AGCCGGGCCGGCCGCCCUCCGGCCUUCCCCCACCCCUGGGAAGCGCAGGCUGCCCCUGCCUCGGGCGUGGCAGCCCGCUGAGGGGAAGGGGCGCCAGAGGAGAAAAGCAGCGGCCGUCCCUCCGCAGCCCCGCGAGGGCGUCUGCGACCCUCCGGGGACUUGCGAACUCUCGAGGCAGUCUUGGAAGCUGUAUUUCAGCUGCCUAAGACAACUUCACACCAAAUAAUGUAACAGAAAAGAUCAGAAAACAUUAAGCAAAUAGAAGUGAGGAACAUUUUAAGCAAAAUGAACAUUCCUGGAAGCAACUGUGGAAGCCCUAAUUCUUCAGAAACAUCUAAUGACUUUAAGGACUUUUGGACAAAGUUAAAAGAGUGUCAUGAUAAAGAAGUACAAGGUUUACAAGUAAAAGUAACUAAACUGAAAAAGGAACGAAUUUUAGAUGCACAAAGACUGGAAGAGUUCUUCACCAAAAAUCAACAGCUGAGAGAGCAACAGAAAGUCCUUCAGGAAACCAUUAAAGUUUUAGAAGAUCGGUUAAGAGCAGGAUUAUGUGAUCGCUGUGCAGUAACUGAAGAACAUAUGAGGAAAAAACAGCAAGAAUUUGAAAAUAUCCGACAACAGAAUCUUAAACUUAUUACAGAGCUUAUGAAUGAAAAGAAUAUUCUCCAGGAAGAAAAUAAAAAGCUUUUGGAACAACUACAACAGAAAAUUGAGAAUGAUCAACAACAUCAGGCAACUGAGCUUGAAUGUGAGGAAUAUGAGGAAUAUGUUAUUCCAGAUUCUCCAAUAACAGCCUUUUCAUUUUCUGGCAUUAACCGACUACGAAGAAAAGAGAACCUCCAUGUCCGAUACACAGAACAGACACAUAAUAAAGUAGAGCACUCUGUGGGCACAAAUGAAUUGAGAAAAGUUUCGAAGCCUUUAACUCACCCACAACAUCCUAAUGAAAAUGAAAUCCUCGUAGCUGAUACUUGUGAUCAAAGUCAGUCUCCAGUGGCUAAAACACAUGGAACCAGCAAUCAUCCCACUGAUAAGUCAUCUUUUAACUUAACUACAGUUGUUGCUGAAACACCUGGACUUGGUGUUCAAGAAGAAUCUGAAUGUCAAGGUCCAAGGAGCCCUCUUGGUGAUGAGCUCUAUCCCUGUGUGGAAGGAAAUCACAAGAAGCAGCCUUUUGAGGAAUCCACAAAAAUUAGUGAAGAUUGUUUAAGGUUUUCAGAUUCUACUUCAAUGAUUCCUUCUCAAGAAGAAGUGUCUACUCGGGUGUCAUCUCCUGUAUUUGGAGCUACCUCUAAUGUGAAAACUAGUUUAGUUUUGAAUACAAGUUUAUCCCCUUCUCUUUUAGAGACUGGGAAAAAAAGCCAUCUGAAAUUGGCCCCUUUUAACAAUACUUCGGUUUCAAGAUCAGAGAAAACUAGAUCAAAAUCUGAGGACAGUGUCCUUUUCACACAUCGUAAUCUAGGGUCUGAAGUGAACAAGGUCAUUAGCCAAUCAUCUUCUAAUAAGCAGAUACUUUUAAGCAAAAAUGUAAGUGAAUCCACUGAUGAACAGGAGAGUGCUGAUCAUACUAAAGAUUCUAUUACUGAUAAAGCUUUGGUGCCCUUGAAAUCACUGGGAGGCAGAGCAUCCAAAAGGAAGAAAACUGAGGAGGAAAAUGAACUUGAAGUCAGCUGCCCUCAAGCCUCUUUUGAUAAAGAAAAUGCUUUUCCUUUUCCAAGAGACAGUCACUUUCCCUUGAAUGGGGAUUAUAUGAUGGAUAAACCUCUAGAUCUGUCAGAUCGGUUUUCAGCUUCUCAUCGGCAAGAGAAAAGCCAAGGAAGUGAGACCUCUAAAAACAGACUGAGACAAGUGACUCUAUAUGAGGCCUUGAAACCCAUUCCCAAGGGCUCUUCCUCAAGCCGCAAGGCUUUGGGUGGGAGCUGCAUGUUACCCAAAGAUUCCCCAGAAGAGCCCCAUUCACAGGAGUGCACCCUCCAGUCCUUGAGUAAAUGCUCUCCAGAAAAUAAAAUACCAUUACAAAUAAAAGAAGAAAAUCCUGUCUUCAAAAUUCCUCUACGUCCACGUGAAACUUUGGAAACAGAAAAUCUUUUUGAUGACAUGAAGGGUGCUGGUUCUCAUGAGCCAAUAAGAAUAAAAAAUAGGUCUGUCCAGGGAGGAUGUGAACUUGCAUCAGUUCUUCAGUUAAAUCCUUGCAGAAUGGCUAAAGCAAAGCCUCUGCAGAACAACCAAGGUGUGUACACUAUAGAUGUAUCCUUUGAAAAUAUCCAGUGGAGUGUAGAUCCAGGAGCAGACCUUUCUCAGUAUAAAAUGGAUAUCACUGUAAUAGAUACAAAGGAUGGCAGUCAGUCAAGAUUGGGAGGAGAAACAGUAGGCAUGGACUGCACAUUGGUCAGUGAAACCAUACUUUCAAAAAUGAAAAAGCAAGAGCAGAAGGGAGAAAAAAGUCCAAAUGGAGAAAGAAAAAUGAAUGAUAGCCUAGAAGAUAUGUUUGAUCGGACAACACAUGAAGAAUAUGAAUCCUAUUUGGCAGAGAGCUCCCCCCAAAUAGCUGAAGAAGAGGAGGAAUUGUCUACGACUAAAAGGAAACCAAACACUCAUGGUGAUAAACAAGAUAAAAUUAAGCACAAAGCAUUUGUGGAGCCCUAUUUUAAAGAUGAUGAGAGAGAAACUGGCUUACAAAAUUUUCCUCAUAUUGAGGUGGUUCGGAAAAAAGAAGAGAGAAGAAAAUUGCUUGGGCACACGUGUAAGGAAUGUGAAAUUUAUUAUGCAGAUUUGCCAGCAGAAGAAAGAGAAAAGAAGUUGGCUUCCUGCUCAAGACACCGAUUCCGUUAUAUUCCACCCAGCACACCAGAGAAUUUCUGGGAAGUUGGUUUUCCAUCCACUCAGACUUGUGUGGAAAGAGGCACAUUAGCAAGAAGCUGGAUCAGAAGCACAGAGCAGCUGGGACUUGAACCGGGCACUUCCAUAGGGAAUGUAAGCAUUCCAAGCAGCAGCUUAACCCACUGCACUGCAAUGCCCACCACAACUUUUCUCAUUUUGACAAGCUACAGAUAGUCAACUGUAAGUUAGUUUUUCUGAAAGAUGUGAAGUCUUUGAUACUAUUUACCAUAUUUCCACUUUACCCAUUAACAAGCUGGAUUAAGUCCCCUUUGACAUAAUGUCUCUCUGCUUUGUCAUCCCACAGAACCAGGUAGUUUGGAUAGAACUUCUGGUUAUAGUCCUAAUGGGGCCUUGGGGUAUGGCAGAGUUCAGUCAACUCCUGGAAAUUAUGUGACUGAGGACACCUUGGAAAAAAGUCUUAAUGGUCUGAAAAGUAAAGAGGCAUGUCAUCUAAUGAAAUAGCUACUGUAAAGUCUUUUUGAUAAGCACCUGGAAUUUGUCAUAAUAAUAGAGUUCAUGUUUAGCAGUUUUUCCCAAUUGCAACCUAAGGGAGGCAGAAGAGGAAAGUGUAUCCUUAUAGCUCUGGUUCUGCUACUAGAUAGAGCUCUCUCACUCCUAGCUUUGUGAAUUUGAGUGAGUUACUUACCUUGCCUGGGUCUCCAUCACCUCGUCUGUGAAGUAGCUCUGUGGAAGCUACUUCAGAAGAAUUUGAGUUACCUGAGAUGAUGUAUAUAAAGCAUGUGGUAAAUGUUUGCUGCUGUUAUUGUUACUAAAGAAACUCAUGCUGAGAGAUCAUACCUCAGCUAGCAACCAGGAGAAUCACAUCAACUUCAAAUAAAAUGUUUACUAAAAAAGUGCUGAGAGAAAUAUGUGUUAC
Molecule: messenger RNA, 3757 nt
Organism: Oryctolagus cuniculus (rabbit)
Lineage: Eukaryota; Metazoa; Chordata; Mammalia; Lagomorpha; Leporidae
Gene: RBBP8
Product: RB binding protein 8, endonuclease
Biological process (GO): DNA repair; DNA double-strand break processing involved in repair via single-strand annealing
Molecular function (GO): damaged DNA binding
Source: RefSeq, a predicted model, not a curated record